Verruconis gallopava is the source of this 2075-nucleotide messenger RNA. RefSeq lists its product as hypothetical. Bases 453 to 1343 code for a protein of 296 amino acids. Gene Ontology annotation, cellular component: nucleus; cytosol. Gene Ontology annotation, molecular function: mRNA 5'-diphosphatase activity. The transcript has 3 exons. NCBI's taxonomy places the organism in Eukaryota, Fungi, Ascomycota, Dothideomycetes, Venturiales, Sympoventuriaceae. The record is from RefSeq and is a predicted model, not a curated record. Gene Ontology annotation, biological process: nuclear-transcribed mRNA catabolic process; NAD-cap decapping.
CGAGCAUACUCGCUGUGUUUCCAACUACGCGCUCAUCUUAGCAUUGAAAUCUAGUAUGAGAUUGAAAGCUACACCUGUAUGGCAGAAAAAUACACCUUCGAGGUGUUUCCAGUUGAGCGUUUUGCAACAAAAUCGAGCACAGCUAUUAAGGCACCAAAGGUAAUGGAGAUGACUCUUCGCAAUGCCCACCAAGCGAUUGCGUUAGACGACAUUGCGCAUCAUCACUCUCUCAUCUUCGGAUGUCCUUGUUAUCGCUUAGAACAUGCUGACCUUUUUUCUAGGAGAUAGCACAUUUUUCUUAUGAUGAGAACCACGAGUUCCGUCAGGAUGCUUCAUCUCUCCGAUAUUUCUACACCCCGAGAUUAGGGGCGGACUUAUCGGAAGGUUACGAGCAGUUCAUAAAACAUGAUGACUCUAAAGACGAACAUCUCGAUGGUCUGCUCAGGGCGCUUAUGCAUUAUGAAAAGCAGACAGAGACGCCUUUCAAGGCAGACAUCAUCACCUGGAGAGGAAUGAUGACCAAGCUCAUGACCGCGCCAUUCGAACGCUUCGAUGGGUUCGAAAUGCGCGCGACCGUUUUCCAGGGAACUAUAUUCAUCGAAGAGGAUCAUGAAGCGAAGAUGCGGCACAACUCGCGAAACAACAGCAGGCCGGGCCCAGAAGGUAUUCCGAACGAUAUGUAUGCCUACUGGGGUUACAAAUUUGAAUCGCUCUGUCUCAUUCCCGAUACAUGGGAUGCUACAUCCCGGGACUAUAUAGAAGGACGAGAGAGUCACGUUGUCAGCAACAAGGCCCAGUACUGUUCCAUUGUGAGAACUGGUAUUGGACCAAUCAGCAUGAUUAUGGGUGGUGAAGUCGACGCAGUAUGGGAUCAAAAACCUGAGGAUCCCUCAGAACCGAUCAAUUAUUUGGAGCUCAAAACCGCCCAAACGCCGGAAUCUGAACUCGACGAGGUCAAAUUUGAAAGAAAGCUGUGUCGGAUGUGGGCCCAGUCAUUCUUACUAGGCGUGCCGAAGCUCAUCGUAGGUUUUCGCUCAAGGAACGGCAUUCUUCAAUCCACCGCCGAAUUCAAGGUACGGGACAUACCUGGUAUGGUCAAGAGACGUCGGCAAACAUGGGAUGGCAACCUAGCAAUCAAAUUUCUGGAGCACGUUUUACACUUUCUCAAGGAAACGAUCAGAGGAGACGGUGUAUGGAGCAUCCGCCGUGGUGCAAAAGGAGGACGGACGAUCGAAGUAAUGAAAAUCGAGUCAAAAGGAACAGGAGGCAUCCUGUCCGAAGAGUUCCUUCGCUGGCGCAUGGAACUUCAGGCGAAGGAGGUUGCAAAGAUGUUGGGCGGCUGAGAGAUCCUUCCAGCUUUUGCUAUGUCAUCACAAAGCCGAUCGUUCGUGAUGGACCAGGCAUCGUCACGAAGCGCAACAUGCUGGCCUGUGCAUAAUAAACUUGCGGCGUUGCCACUCGUGCGCUUCAUCCCCUUGUAAUGGUUUGCUUCUUCCGUAGAAGAAUUUCCCCAGCGGAAACCAUGGUUGAAGAUCCAGGCUCGGGGACAGAUCUAGCUCGGUGGAGUGACUUGGUGGCUUAGCGUAGGGAGGUUUAUGCUUCAACUUGUCCUCGGAGCUUGGACUCUCAAUCGAUGGCACCGUCGUCGACAUGAAACCAGACUAGACCAUUCUCCAAGCACUAGGAUCAUGACGAACGCUUUAUCGGAUGACGGACAAAUAGCUGUGGCUGCAGAAGAUCCGAAUCAGCUUUGCCCCGCGACUUAUUGCUUCCGGGAAGUGUUCGGCCUAGAAUUGAAAGACUUGUAGACGAAUUCAAUGCUCUCUGCGACUUGGGCCAACGAAACUGAAUACAAGUCGCCGGGGAAGUGCAGUCGCCACCUGUUCUGCGAAACAUGACAUGCCUUAUCGCUACGGGCUUCCCGCGAGCCGUGAAAGGACAGCUUAUUUUGUCACAAGAGAGCUGGACAAGCACUGCGUUCAUCCGGCGGCAACAGCAUCGGUUGGUUCAUGGACGUCUAACGUACGUAAAUAUUUUUUCCCCCUAUUUUGAACAAACAGAAAGAAAGAGUAGAG